ACUGUUAAUUAGAGAGACCGGAGCAGAUACUCUUUGCAAGAGAAGGUGAAAGUUUAGAGAUAGAGAGAGAAUUUUGACGCAGAGAAAGUUUAGGAGUCUGGACUGAUUUUCUAGAGAGAGAAGAUGAGUUCAUUUGAAAAAGUCAAAGUUUUCAUUUGCGGGAGGGGGAGGGGGAUAGAGAGAGAUAGAGAUUUCAAGUUUAUUAUUAAGGAAAAGUAAAAGAUUUGAGCUGAAUUUUUGGUCUGAUUGGUUUAUGGUUUGAAAUGAGUGCAGAGUUCGGGAAAAUCAUUGGUGUUGGAGAGUAUUGUAGGGCUUGACUUUCUUCCAAGAGGAUCAGGGAUUGGCACAGGCGGCCUUUGGUGUUGCAGCUUCACAAGACGGAUGAAGGAACGCAAGAGUAUGUCGACUUCCUUCACAUCCUGAGGAGGAAAUUCUCUGAUUUUGGUGCGUUCAAAAGUCAUGGUCUACUCUUGUCCAAAACCCAACUUUCAUUGCCAAACACCUCCGCCACCAUCAAACCAAAACAAAAAAUCCAAGUAUUUUGGUCGAGGGCCUCGACAAAAUUGAGGAUCUUCAAUACCUCCUGCAAUCUCAUCCUGAUGAAGGAGGAGGAGUCCGCGUUUUGGACUUCAAGGGGGACAGCAUGGGUCGCUUGCUCACAGUUUAUACCAAGAUGUUUGCUUGCAUCAACGGCAUUAUUUGCAUUGCUGGUAUAUUGAGAGGCCACUAUGGCUUUAUCUUAUGGAAUCCAGCUAUCAGAAAAGGUAAAAUUAUUCCCUAUACCCAAUCUCCUAAUUGUCCUCCUGAUGCUCUAUCAGGAUUAUAUUUUGCAUUUGGCUUUGAUCAAAAUUCUAAUGACUACAAGGUGGUUCGAGUUGUCGAACAUAAGAAGAAAUCUGCGGAAAAUUCAAUCACACGCUACUGCAAUGCUUUUUAUGUUUACUCCCUAAGGGCUGAGUGCUGGACCCAAAUAUUUGGCACCCCUAUUCAUCAUAACAACAUUAAGCUGCAUUCUUGUUGUAAUGAAAUAUACUUUAAUGGAGUUCAUCAUUGGAUUGGUUUCCUCAACAGCGAACCCGGGGAUAGUUAUGAUCAUCACAUAAUUCUGUCCUUUGACAUGAGCCAUGAGGUUUUUCAAAUUAUAAGGUUUCCAGAUAUGUUUUUUCCAAAUAAAACUCUUGCUGUAUUCAAUGAUUGCCUUGCUUGUAUUGUUUAUGGUAUCAAUGAAUACAUCGAUAUAUGGGUGAUGCGUGAAUAUGGGGUCGAGGAUUCUUGGACCAAACAACUUGUUGUAGGACACCUGUUAGGAAUUCAGAGGCCACUACAACUUCUUGGGAAUGAGGAGAUUCUUCUGGUUGAUGAAAAUCAGACAUUGGUCUUGUAUAACAUUGGUUCUCAAGAAAUUAAGAUUCUUCAACGCACGGGGUAUCCAAAAAUAUUCAUGCCAAGGCGAGCUAUCGUUUAUGUGGAGAGUCUUGUUUCAUUCACUGGUGGAAUUGUGUUUGAGAGUUAAUUUUCCUGAGCUCCUAGUUUUUUAUAUCAUUAAAUAAUUUUUCAGUAAGUUCUGUGUGGCUUAGAGAGGAUGACAUUGCAUCUCAUAUGGAUGGUGUUUUUGUUAAUUUAUUUAGAGUGAGUGCUAGUUAAGGGUUUGAGUAGGUUAUUCUGCAAUAACAUCUCAGCUAUUGUUAGCUUUGUUGUCUACUUGGUCCCGUGAAAUUUACAAAGACUUGGUCACUUGAGGGUUUGUAUCACUAGGCAAUGUGACAAAUUAAAAUUUCAUAUAUAUUGAUGGAAACCAUAUUUAUUGGAGGUA
Messenger RNA from Quercus robur (English oak), 1813 nucleotides. Its product is annotated as F-box/kelch-repeat protein At3g06240-like. The record is from RefSeq and is a predicted model, not a curated record. The coding region runs from base 644 to 1513 and encodes 289 amino acids. Gene Ontology annotation, molecular function: protein binding. The transcript is spliced from 3 exons. Lineage: Eukaryota; Viridiplantae; Streptophyta; Magnoliopsida; Fagales; Fagaceae.